UCGCGGCCCCGGCCGCGACCGGCGCCCAUCCGGCCGCGCGGUCCCCAGCAACAGGUGAAGAGGCCGCCGACCCGCGGCGCCUCUGCGGGGCGGUCCUUCUCCCUCCCGCCUCGCGCCCGCCCCUCUCCACGCCCCCUCCCCUCCUCCCGGCCUCCGCCGCGGCGCUCGGCGGCCCGGCGGUCUCCCCUGGCGCCGUCUCCUUCUCCUCCCGGGCCCCAGCGCAGCCCGAGAGCCCCGCGCCGCGGAGCGAGGGGCGCCGAGCGCUCGCACGACACGCGCCGCGGCGCCACCGGCCCCGGGGGGCGCCCCCAGGCGCGCCUCCCUCCUCGCGCCCGCCGCGCUCCCCUCCCCCGCCGCCGGCGGCCCCCGGGCUCCGGGCCGCGCGUCCGGCCCCCGACGCGCUGGGGGUCUCCGGGGAGGGGCCGGCCCCGCCGAGAGGCGCGGCGAUGGAGGAGCCGCAGCGCGCCCGCUCGCAUACCGUCACCACCACUGCCAGCUCCUUCGCCGAGAACUUCUCCACGAGCAGCAGCAGCUUCGCCUACGACCGGGAGUUCCUCCGCACCCUGCCCGGGCUCCUCAUCGUGGCGGAGAUCGUUCUGGGACUGCUGGUGUGGACACUUAUCGCCGGAACCGAGUACUUCCGGGUCCCUGCUUUUGGCUGGGUCAUGUUUGUAGCCGUGUUUUACUGGGUCCUCACCGUCUUCUUCCUCAUCAUCUACAUAACAAUGACCUACACCAGGAUCCCGCAGGUGCCCUGGACAACAGUGGGUCUGUGCUUUAAUGGCAGUGCCUUCGUCUUAUACCUCUCGGCCGCUGUGGUGGAUGCCUCUUCUGUCUCCCCGGAGAGGGACAGCCACAACUUCAACAGCUGGGCAGCCUCAUCGUUCUUCGCCUUUCUGGUCACCAUCUGCUAUGCUGGGAACACAUACUUCAGUUUUAUAGCUUGGCGAUCCAGAACCAUACAGUGAUUGGCCAUUUUGAGAAUUAAAAGGGAGGGAGAAAACACGAAGAAUCUCCUUGUAAAAACGAAAACAAAAAACCCGACAAACUGUAGGUAUGAUGUAUAUUUCCAGAGAAUUGUAUUUGACUAAUGUUUUUAUAUACCUAGUUAAAUUUGCUCGCGGCAGUUUGUUACAAUUAAACUGGAUACUUAUCUGCAGUUUGCUGUAGCUUGUAACGAACUCUUCAAUAUCUUGCGGAUGUCUUCACAGACCUUAUUUUCUUAGAUAAUGUAUAAAUAGAUAAAUUGCUAAUAUCAAGACUGUGUCAAGUUUAUCAACCUAACUUUUCAAAUGCUAGACUCUUUUCUGAUUAAAUGUUUCAAAAUCCC
Molecule: messenger RNA, 1330 nt
Organism: Felis catus (domestic cat)
Lineage: Eukaryota; Metazoa; Chordata; Mammalia; Carnivora; Felidae
Gene: CMTM8
Product: CKLF like MARVEL transmembrane domain containing 8
Exons: 4
Coding region: 447-968 (173 amino acids)
Biological process (GO): myelination
Cellular component (GO): membrane
Molecular function (GO): structural constituent of myelin sheath
Source: RefSeq, a predicted model, not a curated record